Messenger RNA from Melospiza georgiana, 5343 nucleotides. RefSeq lists its product as uncharacterized. The coding region runs from base 349 to 1539 and encodes 396 amino acids. The transcript is spliced from 12 exons. Lineage: Eukaryota; Metazoa; Chordata; Aves; Passeriformes; Passerellidae. The record is from RefSeq and is a predicted model, not a curated record.
GGAAGGCAUUGGGCAUCAGCUGACAGGCAGCCCAAACUGCACAAUGCACCUCACAUCCCCUGCAAUUUCCCAUCUCCAGGCAAAUAAGAAGGGGCAGCUGUUUGGAGUACAGAAGGCCCUGGCCUAAACAAAAAUUUUAUAGGGAUUUCCUAACCAUUCUGAACCAUGUCUUUGACAAGCAUUGCCUCUUGAAGAUUACCCAUCCUCAAUGGGGAACAGCACUAACUAAUCCAGCUGUACCUCAUCCUUUCUCCAGAAGCAGAUGGAGAGGCUGUGCAGAAGAAAGGCGGUGCAUUUCCGGGAGGAAGCAGUGGCUCACUGACAGCCUCUGCUGCAGGAAGGGAGGUGAUGCCAGGCACAGCCACAGGAGAUGAGGUUUCUGGAAAGACUUCUCCAUUAGAUGGACGGCAUAAAGUUUUGAAGCCUUUGGAACCUCCUGCAGAUGCGUCUGCAGGGAGGACUUUUCCUGUUCCUUUGCUGGUUCCUUCACCAAAGCCAGGCUCUCAUCGCAGGGGUCCUCCAACAGGAAAGUACAAAUCUACAACAGAGAAGAAAGCUCAUGAGCCAUCUGAAUACAUGAGGCAAAGGACGAAGGAAAUGCAGCAGGCAGGAAAAGAAGCAGAUGGAGAGGCUGCGAUGAAGGCUCAGUUUCCCGGAGGAAGCAGUGGCUCAUUGACAGCCUCUGCUGCAGGAAGGGAGGCCAUGCCAGGCACAGCCACAGGAGAUGAGCUUGCUAGGAAGAUUUCUCCAUUAGAUUGGCUAAAUAAAGUUUUGAAGCCUUUGGAGACUCGUACAGAUGCGUCUGCAGGGAGGACUUUUCCUGUUCCUUUGCUGGUUCCUUCACCAAAGCCAGGCUCUCAUCGCAGGGGUCCUCUGAGAGGGAAGAAGAAAGCCACAGGGCACAAGGAAGCCGAUGAGCCAAAUAACAUCCUUAAACAAAUGGUGGAGGAACUGCACAAAGGGAAUGCUGAACCUGUUGGUGAAGGUGGUCUGGCUUCCCAACCCACGUUCAGGAUUGAGCCUCUGGGACAUGGCGAGGUGAUGGAGCAAAAGGCAGGACAGAAGGCAGUGUUUCCCCAAGCAAGCAGAGGCCGACUGGCAGCCCCUGCUGCAGGAGAGGAGGAGAUGCCAGACAUGGGCACAGGCACAGGAGGUGCAGCCAGCCCCACCACACGUGUUCUGGAUUCCCAGAAGGGCCCUGGAAGGGGUUUCUGGAUAGGAUUAAUAGCAGGCCUGCUUUUUUUGGAGCUUAUUUUCAUCUUAUGCUGUGUCCAAAUUUGGACUUGCUGGAAGAGAAAAGGGGAUGCCUCUGCAGAUUCACAAGACUGGCCAAAUACCCCAGCCAUGGGGAACUGGUCCUGUCAUCUCGCAUCUCCGAGCCCGUGUCUGUUGUCCCUUCCACGGCUGCAUUACCAGCUCAUUGCUAGGGACAGCUUGUUGGUAUCACCACCCAGAGCAGGAGCCUCUGUCCCCAAAGGUGCUGCCCCUGGUGUCCAGCCAGGCCAGGAGGUGCAGCCCUCCUACCAGGGAAGGGCCUGAGCCUGGCAAAAUCUUUGGGGUUCAGCUCAGGUGUGUCGGUGCUACCACCAGCUCUGGCGGAGCUGCUUGUCUGGGCACUGCCAGGGCUGGGCAGGCAGCAGCUGAGCAUGGGGCUCCUGAGACAAAGCAGCCCCAUUUUGUCUUUGUUUUACAUUUAUACACAGCAGAAGAUUUUAGAAAUAUUUAGAAACAUUUUUUGUAGAAAAAUAUCCCUAAAUAUUUCUUCCCUUUUCCUAUUGUAGUUUUGGAUUUUUCAAAGUAGUUUUAGAAUUCUGAAAAUUUUGGAACACUUUUAUGCUUGCCGAAUAAAAAAUAAAACUGCAUUUAAUUGGUGAUCAUUACUCUUAGAUGAACUAAUUCAUCACAAGACACCCAGUGUACUGGAGAGGCUCUUUUCCCACUGGAGAUUUUUACCUAGUGACAACAACAGACUUAAAGCCCUUUCACUGAUAAUUUCCGGGAUUUCUUACCAGCUCACCUCUCAGUCUUCAGAGGCAAACUUUGAGCACAGUGGGCAUCUCCUGCUGUGCAGGAGGGUCUCUGUGAGCCAGCUGACACCGGGGCCUCUUUUGCGGAGAUAAACGCAACUCCACGACUUUGUGAAAGUUGUAAAGUUGGUAUGUUUAUUACUGUGCUGGAUGCAUGUGGAGAUUCCUCUCCUUAAAAGACAUGCAUACCUCUGGGAACUCCAGAUCCUUUUUUAUCACCCUCUCAAAUAGAUAUGCAUCCAAUUUUACGAUAGGUUCCUACAUAUUCAUUUUUACAAAUUUGGUGUGACAUUUACCGCUAGUUAAUCUUUAUCAGGAAGAAUUCCCAGGUCAGGUUGGCCUGUUCUCAUAGCAGUUCCUCUGUCUCUGUGUCCCCUGCCAGCCCCUUAUCUCUGUCCUUGACUGAAGCAGUUUCUCUGAGCCUAGGCUUUUUACCAGUCAGACUAAACAGCUAUGCUUUCCAACUACAGACUUUACUCAAAGAUGUACAUUUCACCUAAAUCAAAAUGGAUUUCUACUCUGGAAAAUUUCUACUCUGUCUCUUUUCCCCCCUUUCCUAGAAAAUAAGUAAAUUCUUUUAUCUAAUGCAAAUCCCUAUGACAAUAAGUGUCUCUUAAUGCUUUACCAUGUACGUUUGAUAAGGAGGUUAACACAGCUGUUUGCUGUAGUAUUCUCCAAUAUCACAUUAGCAGUAUAAUGGAUAACCCUAAAAUUAGCUUAUUCGAGCUAAUAUUAACAAAACUACAAUGGGAUGACACAUUUUAUUAAGGAUUCCAUUGUCAGUUGGUGACCACCCAAAGAUCACAUCCCACCAGUGAUGAUCUGCAGUUUGCUUUACUCUUUGCAGAAUUCUGGUUAUUUCUUUGGUAUCAUGAGAGACAGUGAUUAGGGCUUUCUCUGUUUUCUGGAAUUUCCUUCGAGAUCUGCAGUAGGUCUUGGUGCUUAAUUAAUUGUUUUAUCAAUGUAAGGUCCAUCCCAACAGGAGUUGGUGAUAGUCUGUGUUACAUUGUGUAAUUGGUUUUAAUCAACUGGUGGGAUGUCAGGGGGGCCAUGUACAAAAAAUCACACCCGAUAAUCUUAACAACAUUGCAAAUACAAAAAUUAAAAUUAUUUCUUCUAGACAAAAUAAUAUUGUUGUUAUCAAUUUUUACAGCAGCACAAGCAGUUCUCAGGCACACAUAACUUUUACUAGUAUAUAUGAGCACAGUUUUCUGAUCAGUGACUGCAUGAAUCUCAAAGUGGCAAAUACUCUGUUCAGUGUCUAGACACACAUUUGGGCAUUAAUUGUAUUGCUUUCACAAAUGAAUCCCAGUUGUUCUCUAGUAAUGCAGGAUUCUAACUUUACUGUUUGCCUCUUUUCAUUCACCUUUCCAGCCCACACUCUAUGUUCUGAAGGGUAGAGCACUGUUUUUUCAUUAUUUAAUCCCAGUGCAGUGAUGGGGCGGAUAACAUAAACAGUGGCAUAAUGUUAGGUAAGAACAAAGGCAGUGGCCACAUUAGAAGCAGGAUCAUAGGUGAAAUUUACUAUAGUCCACCAGGAUUGAAACUUCUUUACAAAAUCAAUCACAUUAUCCCAGACAACUUCCCAAAUUUCAGCUGGAAAAUUACCUUCACCCCCUUCCCGUAUGAUCAGAGCUGCUGUUGCCUACAUCUAUAACUGUGCUUGUAUACAACUGAAAGCUAAAGACACAUUAUUUCCAACUGUACCAAGUGCUUCUAUUAUUACCCUGUGGUCUUGGCUCCCAGCCUUUUCCCACUUCGGCAGUACUUUGGAAACCUGCCACUGGCUAGUUCCUAAUGCCAAUAGAGCUGACUGUUAAGGCUGCUUCAAUUUUGCUAGGUCACCUGCUGCAGUGGCCAGCUUAUUCAUCAGUAUUUCUGAAUCAAUUCCAUUUAAAACUCUCAAUCCAUUCCCUAACAUCCAAGUUAGAUAAUUUCUUGUUCUGCUCCUGAGCUAUAUCUGUCUUUGUAACCACCUUGUGCAGCCCUCAAAGGAUGUUCUUCGGAAAGAGGAGCAGGCUGGUUGGAUUUUUGAGAUGUUAAUUUGCACUAGCAACUCAACACGUUUGAGAGACCAUUCUGGAUUGAACAACAGUUGUUUUCACUUACAUUCUUCCCUACGUAGGGGCCUGUUUCUCACACUUCAGGUUCAAGUUUGGGUUGGGUCUGAACUAUUUGAUUACUAGUGUGGGUUGUAUAAGGUCCUGCCAUUGUAAAAAGUGCAGUGUUGAUUUAAAAUUUAAAUGAGAGCUUUAUAGCAUCUCGAGCUUAAAGGCAGGUCACUUCUACAGGCUGUAUCAAGGAGAAAUUACACCAACAGUCUGGUUCACUUGGGCUAUCACAAACUUCUUGGUGCCUGUAUACGGGGAGGUUGAGACACUAAUUUCAUCUGGUUUCUCAUUAGCCGUCUCAUUGACUACCUAGCACUCUAUUUUGAUUUCUUCUCUCUUGAUCUCCUGAAGUGUCCACAGUUCUCGUUCUUGCCACUCUUGCUCCUCAUAUACCUGAUCUUCAUGAAUUACUACAGUGGACAGGUUUAGCUCUUUUAUCUUAGAAAGUUCUCCCAUGGAUCCAGUAUACAGAUUGAAAGCUUGGGACCAAGGCCAUUCAGCAUUGCUUUGGAUAGAGGUACUCUCUAAUUCUAAGACUCCAGUUAUAAUUACAUACAAAUCAAUUCUGUAAUUGAAAUGACAAACUACCCCUGGCUGCAAUAUACUCAUUUUGCCUGAGUAAGUUUUAAUCUCAGUUCAUUGUUUCUUGAUGUCCCUCUCUAAGGGGCUCCUGGGGCUUUCUUCACUCGAGAGCGAUGGAUCCAGGCAUUCUACUCCUUGGUCUGGAUUGCAGAGAAGGUGAUGAGAAGCACUUGCAGUGAUCUCUCUCACUGUGCAUCCAAAGUCUUUUCUGCAAGAGGCUUAACAUGUACAUAAUCUCUAGACUGUAUGUUAUGUACUGGUCUGUCUAGCUCUUUGCUCCGAGUUCUAGCCACGUGUUUCUCAAUUUCUCUGAGCUGUUUGCUUAAAGCCGCCAUGCAGGUGGCCAGGGUUAUCUCUCCAAUGUCGGUGGACAUUCUCUUUCGUAUUCCAUAUGGUCUUCCAUAAAGCAUUUCAAAAGGACUCAGCUUUUCUUUAGCUCGUGGUUUAGUCUGAAUUCGCAGCAGUGCCAGUGGAAGAGCCUGGGGCCAGGGCAGAUUAACAUCCUGCCCCAGUCUUACAAUCUGCUGCUUAAUCAAAUGAUUCAUUUUCUCCACCUGGCUGCUUGAUUGCGGGUGGUAUGGAGUGUGAAGUUCUCAAUCUAUGAAUCUAUGCCCAGGUGGCUA